Messenger RNA from Homarus americanus (American lobster), 480 nucleotides. Its product is annotated as nicotinamide phosphoribosyltransferase-like. NCBI's taxonomy places the organism in Eukaryota, Metazoa, Arthropoda, Malacostraca, Decapoda, Nephropidae. The record is from RefSeq and is a predicted model, not a curated record. Gene Ontology annotation, molecular function: nicotinamide phosphoribosyltransferase activity. Gene Ontology annotation, biological process: NAD+ biosynthetic process.
AUCUUCCUACAGUCCUUGAUGCAAGAGCAGCAGUGGCUGUAGUGCAGCAGUAGACUCCCAGCAGCCAUGGAUGGUGGGUGCGUCAAUAACGUUAUCCUUCUGGCAGACAGUUACAAGGUGUCUCACUACCAGCAGUAUCCGCCGGGAACAACACUUCUCUACUCCUACUUCGAGUCUCGCGGUGGCAAGUUCCCCUACUCAUGUUUCUUCGGACUACAAUACGUGCUGAAGCGGUGGCUGGUUGGCCCCGUAGUCACCCGCCAGGCCAUCCAGGAGGCCAAGGAGAUCUACUCUGGAGUAUAUAUGAACGACAAAGACUUCAACGAGGACGGCUGGAACUAUAUUCUGGAGCAUCACGGUGGACGUCUGCCUUUAAGGAUAAAGGCUGUGCCGGAGGGAACCAUCUUGCCCACCAGGAACGUUCUCUUUACCGUCGAGAACACCGACCCUGCCGUCCCCUGGCUCACCAACUUCUUUGAG